UACUGCAGAGUCGAAUAUCGUAAAAUCGAUGGUUUCGAUUAAUCGAUCGUGUAGAAGAAAGUAAAAGAGCAGUGUGCAAUGGUUCAUAGAGGUGUCGUGUAUUUUUGUACGAAAAACGAAUUAAAGUGACAUAAAAUCGGAGAUGUUCGGUUCUGCGUAAUUCGAAGAAGGAAACUAACCAAAAAGUUCAACUUCCUCUUUCUUGUGCAGUGAUGUCGAGCAUACGGUGACAAGACCAGCCAGAUCGGCGGAAAACUACGUCACCAGUGACGGAUUCCCCCGAAACUGGGACAAAGUGCAGUGUACUCUGGCAUUGCGCUUUACCGGAAUUUCUCUCACUCCAUGCCUAGUAGCCUCCCCCUCUUUUCCUCUCUUUCUUUCUUUCUCUUUCUCUUAAGAUUGACCAAUCGUCUCGUCAUCCUCGAACCCUCGAUCGAAACUGACAGGUAACCAACAACGAAUGGUGCAGAUUCAUCACCGUAGCGUCUGGAGGGCUCGAUAUCAUGUCAGAUGGGGUUGAUAUUGGUGGUGGGGAAAAUGAGGUAGAUUCCCAUUCCUGUUCACACGCCGAUGUUGGAGAGUCCUCGAACCAGAGAGAAGAGGAGGCUUUGGAUCCAGAUAAUGAGGCUGCCUUGAACACUAAUUAUGAUAGCAGUGAUGGUGCAGUGCCUGCUUUUAGGUCCGUCAUCUUCAUGUGUGAAAGGUGUGAAAACUAUGAGACUAUAAAUAAGACAGCAUUCUGCGCUCAUCAGGACCAGUGUCUGACAAGUGCUGAGCCAGGAGAGAGCGCAGAGAAUAUAGAAACUGCUGAAAAUGACGGAGAUGGAGAAGAAACUCAUUCUGGAAUUCGUUCUCACAGAAAAAUGUUUGAAUGUGAUGUUUGCAAUAUGAAAUUUUCUAAUGGAGCUAAUAUGAGGCGACACAAGAUGAGACAUACUGGUGUGAAGCCGUACGAAUGUCGCGUCUGUCAGAAAAGAUUUUUUCGUAAGGACCAUUUGGCAGAACAUUUUACAACUCAUUCUAAGACUCUGCCAUAUCAUUGUCCCAUCUGUAAUCGUGGUUUUCAAAGACAAAUCGCGAUGAGAGCCCAUUUCCAGAAUGAACAUGUUGGCCAACAUGAUAUGGUCAAAUCUUGUCCUUUGUGCAAUUAUCGAGCAGCAACUAUGAAGUGCCUCAGGUUACAUUUUUUUAACAGGCAUGGAAUAGAUCUGGAUAACCCAGGACCAAAUAGUUCGAGUUCUUUGAUGAAUAGCUGUACUCCAGGAGAAGCUAUACCUUCUGCUCCUCUUUCUGAUAGUGGAGACAGUACUGGAAAUCGAUCUGCGGAUAAUGCAACUCCGCCGAUGCACUUUUUAACACCUCAUAUAGAAAUAUCAAUUCCUUAUUCUGAGCAAGCUACAAGUCAACGGAAUUCAAGUCCUGCUCCCCUUAAUGGAGAUAGUCCAAAUAGUCCGCAGAGUGCAGAUAGUAACAGUAAUACUCCAAGUAGUAGUCAUCAUCAGUUACCUAUGAACAGUAGUGGUAUUCACAGGAACCUUGGUGGGAACGAAGAGGCAAUUACACCUUCAAUCUCACUUAUUCCUAUUAAGCAAGAACCAAACAGCAAUGGAACAGAGGAGAAUGGUGCAACAUCUAGUAAUCUUCCAUUACCAUCGUUGAUAAAGGUCUCUCCACUGAAAUCUCUUCUUCGAGAUGAUUUACGACGCAAACUUUCAUCAAGCUCUGGAAAUAAUAAUAACAAUAAUAACAAUAACAAUGGUAAUAAUAGUUCAAAUUCAAAUCCCCAUUCAAGAGGAGAACCUCCUAGUUCGACAAGACCCGAUCAACGAAGCAGUGGACUUCAAUGCACUCACUGCAGAAUUACCUUCCCUGAUCAAACAUUAUAUUUCCUUCAUAAGGGCUGUCAUAGUGAAAGCAAUCCCUGGAAGUGCAAUAUUUGCGGGGAACAGUGUUGCAAUUUGUAUCAAUUCAAUUCGCAUUUAUUAAGCAAAAGUCAUCAGUAGUUAAUGGAAAAAUAACAUUUUUUCAAGAAGGCCUAGCACCUCGAUUAUUUAAACAAUUAUUGAAUAACAAUGUUAAUAUGACUGAUACAAGAGAAAUUAUGAGCUUGAACAAAAAGUUACAUUUUGUGUUAAAAACUGUAAAUGAAACGGAUUUAUAUUUAAAUGUUCGAACUAAAUUUGUACUUAUUUUAAUAUUUAUAUUAAUAAGUACUCGUCGGUUACAUUAGAGAUAAAAUAGUCGAGGUUCAAGGAAUGAUUUGGAAUCUAGGAAAAAUCGUGCCUUUGUCGAGAUACCUUUGCCAACGCUCACACUCGUCCGAAUCGUCCUAAUUUAUGAUAGUACGAACGAUCCGUCCAUGGGGCUUUACCAAAAUAUAUUCCAGAAGCUCUAUCGAUAGUUUUAAAUCUAGUUAUACUUAGAAAAAAAACAGUGAGAAUACCAAUGAGCUCCUUUCUAUCUAAAUUCUUUUUAUGCACUGUUUUUUUUUUGUUUUUGCUUGUUUAUGAACUCGUUUGUUAAAUUAUAUAAAUUUCAUAAGUUAUGUAUUUCAUUUAUUCCUAUUAUAUUAAGAAUAGUCAUUUCUAUUCAAAUGUGUAGAACACAUUUUUUAUAAAAUAAGAUUACGAUCUUAAAGAAAUUAUUACAAAUUUGACUAUUCAUCUGUAAAAAUGAAGUACGAAUAAUCAAGAAAAAUCCUUUGUAAUCUAAAUUUUUGUUGUCGAUUUAAUGUUAUGAUGUGAAAAAGGAACCGAACCGUGCGUACCAUUACGUAUAAAUAUAAAUAUACAAGUAAGUAAGAGAGGCGACAGCUGAAGUACUGUAUCAGCUCAAGAAAUAUUUUAUAUAGAGAUAUUUGUACAGAGAAGUUUUAAUAUACGAAAAAAUAAGGAAAUAAAGAAGUCAAGAUGUCAUAUUUCAGAGAUAUAUAUUAUCGAAACAGAGUAUUCAAAUAAUAUUUUACUUCAAAGUCUCGUAAAACAAAAUCAGCGAAACCAAUUUUGAACAAAUUGAAAAUCAUCUGAGAACGAUGUUAUAAUGGAGAGAGAAUUUUAUUAAAAAUAAAGUAUAAUAUUAUUAGUUAUCAGUAUAAAUUGGUACAGUAAAAGCGCUAAUGGUUUCGAAAUAUGAUUUCCCGACUUUAGUACAUGUUUCUGUGUAAAUGUGUAUGUAUGUAUGUGUAUAGGAUGCCCAAUUUGCAUCUACAAAUCUGCGUGAUAUCUUUAAUAAAUACUUUCAACUACAGUCACACAGAUAAGACGAAAUAUACUUAAAUAUUAAGAAUUUUUUAGUAGUUAAAGUAAUAUAUAACAUGUGAGGAUAUACAGUCAGGUUGGGCACUCUCUAUAUGUUCUUUAUUUAAAAAAAAUAGAUUGAGGAAAAUACGCACGAAUACUAUUGUCUAUUGUUGUAGUUAUUUAAAAAUCGUUCCGUACACUGCGUAAUAUUUAAUACAAUUAUUGCUAUUACUAUGUUAUUAUUAAUAUUAUUGUCAUCAUUGUAUUAUUUAUCGAUACGUAAGUUAUUUAUUAUUACUUUGCAUUCCAAUAUACCAAUUUUUAAACACGUCUGAGGCUUGACAGUGCUUGUUUGUUUCAGAAAUUAAACAAAUUUUAUUUUGUA
Molecule: messenger RNA, 3624 nt
Organism: Hylaeus anthracinus
Lineage: Eukaryota; Metazoa; Arthropoda; Insecta; Hymenoptera; Colletidae
Product: zinc finger protein ztf-16
Exons: 7
Coding region: 504-2003 (499 amino acids)
Biological process (GO): regulation of transcription by RNA polymerase II
Molecular function (GO): RNA polymerase II cis-regulatory region sequence-specific DNA binding; DNA-binding transcription factor activity
Source: RefSeq, a predicted model, not a curated record